Messenger RNA from Manihot esculenta (cassava), 2331 nucleotides. RefSeq names its product ubiquitin-like-specific protease ESD4. Lineage: Eukaryota; Viridiplantae; Streptophyta; Magnoliopsida; Malpighiales; Euphorbiaceae. Gene Ontology annotation, biological process: protein desumoylation. Bases 431 to 1948 code for a protein of 505 amino acids. The transcript has 9 exons. The record is from RefSeq and is a predicted model, not a curated record. Gene Ontology annotation, cellular component: nucleus. Gene Ontology annotation, molecular function: deSUMOylase activity.
CAAUAAAUUCUAUGCCCGCGAAAGCUCGUAAGUGUUUACUUUCCUCAACACGUCAAGUGGUUAACAUCUUUCUCAUCUCACUUCUCAUCCUUUUAGAUCUUACAAACAAACAAAAAUCCCUUCUUUAGCUGUUCUCUUCUUCCCCAUUUGCAAUUGCGCCUGCUGUUUCAGUCCCUUGCUUUUCGAAAAUUUUGGAUUUCUAAUUAUAUCUAUAUCGAAAUCACGCCACUUUCUCAGCGUUUCCUAAGCUAUUCACAUUCAAAUUCUUCCCACGCAAAAACCCUAAUUUUUGUAGCCAAAUUGUUUGUCUAGAGGUUUCUUUCUCUCCAGAAGGUCGCUUAUUGUCGAAAUUAAUUACAUUUUCAGACUAAAAUGCAUUUCCCUAGAUGAGUUUUAAAUUUUUAAGCUUGUUAAGCUCUACUUUCGAACAAUGGGUGCCUUAACCUGCAUCAGCAGGCAAGACCCAUAUUCAAAUUCUCCUGAUUUUCACAUUUCAAAAAAGCCCAGAUUGUCGUUCAUGUGUCAAGCUUCGAACCAAACCCUUGGAUCCUCCAACAGUACAGUCUCUAGAAUCUCCCGGUACCCAGCAACAACCUCAAAAUUUCGCCGGGAAGUUCAUGCACCUUGCAGAAUACUUAAGUUUGGUUUCUCCAGGUCCAACUAUACUGAUUACAGUGAAACAAAGAAAUCUAGUGCUGAUGGUAUGGGGAAUUUCCUGAGUAAACAGCUGGAUUUUGCCAGGAGAAGCGCAAUUGAUGCCUUUAGGUAUUUGCUUAAAUAUAAGCAAGUUAUUGAUGUUGACAAUGAACUUGAGCAGUCUGGGAAGGAGAUGCUAUCUGAUGAUUCCAGUAUAGAAGAAGUUGAGGCUAUUGAAGAAAAUGGAAGAGAAGGGACGUCUACGGUUUUGGACCAGAGGUCACGAGAUGGCCUUGUGUGUAAUGAGGAUGAUAAUGAUGUUAAGAUUGUGGAGGAGAGAUCUGUGGUUACCGUGGACGAGAAUGUAGGGUUGCAAAAUGCGAGGAAAAUGUUGGAUUCAUUGGUAUUGAAUGGCGAAGUGGAUGUAUCCAGUGUUGACGUGUACAAGAAAUUGUUGGAGAGUGCGGAAAGAAGGAACGGGCGAUUAAAAGCAUUGGAUUCUGAGAUUGAGUUGAAUCAAAAGAAGCUGAGCUUUUACCAGUCAACACGGCCUGUGAAGAAACUCGAAGAGAAAGCCGUGGAGGAGAUACCUCAUGAACCCUUUAUUCCGCUUACCAAGGAGGAGGAGUCCUUGGUCAAACGUGCCUUUUCACCCAACAACGGACGGAAGGUCUUGGUCACUCACAAGAAUUCAAAUAUUGAUAUCACCGGAGAAAUUUUGCAAUGCCUUGGACCAGGCGCAUGGUUAAAUGACGAGGUCAUAAAUUUGUACCUUGAGUUGCUAAAAGAAAGAGAAAAGAGAGAGCCACAGAAGUUUUUGAAAUGCCAUUUCUUCACCACUUUUUUCUACAAAAAGUUAACAAAUGGGGAGAAGAACAUCUAUGAUUAUAGAGCUGUCAGAAGAUGGACUACAGAAAGAAAGUUGGGUUACUACCUGAUUGAAUGUGAUAAAAUAUUUGUUCCUGUUCAUAGAGAGAUACAUUGGUGUUUGGCAAUUAUUAAUAAAAAGGAUCGGGAGUUCCAAUAUCUUGAUUCACUCAAAGGAAGGGACUUAAGAGUGCUAGAAAACCUGGCUAAAUACUAUGUUGAUGAAGUGAAAGACAAGAGUAAAAAAGACAUUGAUGUAAGCAAUUGGAAACGUGAAUUUCUUGAAGAACUUCCUGAACAGCAGAAUGGGUAUGACUGUGGUGUGUUCAUGAUCAAAUACGCUGAUUUUUAUAGUAGAAAUGUGGGGCUUUGUUUCAGCCAGGAUCACAUUUCUUACUUCCGCAUGAGGACAGCCAAGGAGAUCCUACAAUUAAGGGCUGACUGAUUAGAGAAGUGAACAUGCUACUAAAGUAACGUGGAAUAAUAUGCAUUUUGUUUUACUGAUUCAGAUGUGUCAUCUUUUGAGAGAUGAUUGUAAAGGAACUUGAACUCGUGCUUACUUUGUGAAUAGGGAUCUUUUUUCAACCCUUGUCAACAGUGUGGUAGAAAAGCAGUUUUGUUUUGUCUAGUUGGAUUAAUUGUUCAAGGAUUGUUCUGAUGCAGAACUCUAGGCAAGCUUGUAUACACCCGGGUCAGUGCAAGUUGGGUUCUAUUUUUUUUGUAGAGUUGAUCCUGGAGAUAAUAGGCUUUAUUUGUAACUUUUGAAGACAUGUUUCUUCUCUCCUAUGAGUGGUUCCCUGAAUGAAAUCAGAGACUGGAAUUUCUUUA